Ambispora gerdemannii is the source of this 1973-nucleotide messenger RNA. Lineage: Eukaryota; Fungi; Glomeromycota; Glomeromycetes; Archaeosporales; Ambisporaceae. The record is from the annotation of a GenBank genome assembly.
CUUUAAACAUACCUAAUAAAGCUAUAAAUCUUCGUACCGGUUAUGUUUUUUCAUCAUGGGAAGAAGUUGAUACGAUUAUGGAAGCCUAUGGGAAGCAACAAGGAUUUACCAUUAUCAAAAAACGGUUAGAUCGAUAUUCAGAUGGCAGCAUUAAACACCGUGGUUUUGGAUGCGAAUUUGGCGGCCGUUAUCAACCAAAAAAACAAAUCGACAUUUAUAAUCAUCGAGACCAUAAAUCAAAACGCCAAGAAUGUGAAUGGCAUGCCAAUGUCAAUUGUCCAAAAAAUUUUCCACGCAUAACUCUUACAACUCUCACCGAUAUACAUAACCACACCCUAUAUUCUGAUACUAAAAAAUUAUUAAAGGCAAAGUUUCCAACUCAAUCCAUUCUCGACUGUGAUCUCAUCAAUGCAAUACAAAAAUUCAAAGUUAAAACAGAUGUAGCACAGGAUGCAUCUCGUUUGCUACAAACACUCAUUCGCCACAAAUCUCACGAUCCUGAAUGGUUCGUUGAAUUUCAACUUGACGAUGAAAAUAGACUGAUCCGCCUUUUUUGGAUGUCACCCACACAGAUUACUCUCUGGUUAGAGUAUCAUGAUGUCAUUUUAAAUGACAACACCGCCAAAACCAACCGUUAUCAAAUGCCACUUUCACUUUUUCUUGCUGUGGACAACAAUACUAGGUCACGUCUUGUUGCACAAGCUCUUGUGUCAGACGAAACAACUGAGUCCUAUAAAUGGAUUCUGGAAUGCACAAAAAACGCGACAAUGACUGAACCGUUAGUAUUCGUUACUGAUGCGGAUCCCGCAGCAGAAGCAGCAAUCGGACAAAUAUAUGAAGCUACCUAUCAAGUUCACUGCAUUUUUCAUAUUAGCGAAAAUCUCCCAAAGAAUCUCAAAUCCAAGCUUUAUAAUCAAUACGAGAGCUUCAUUUAUGACUUCUACCAAUGCCACUAUCUGAUGAGAGUUCUUUUCCCCAGCCGACAAGCGUGGGCCCGCGCGUUUACGUCAAAAAUCUUUACCGCAGGAAUCCAAACUACUUCCCGUGUUGAAGGCUUCAAUAAUAUUAUCAAACGCGUAUUAGCAGCGAAUAGUACCUUGUGUGAUCUUGCUGACGCACUGGAUGCAAGACUUGAGGACGAGGCAAAAUGGAAUCAGUUUUUUGAGUAUCGCACUAUGUCGUCCUGCAUGGGAAUCACAUCAGUUGGCCGCGAUCUUUUUCCCGCAAUUGAUAAAGUGAUGUCAGAAUACCUGACUCCUCAUAUUUUAUCUGCAGAACGCUUGGAAAUGGCACAAUGCCUUUACUUUAUUGCAAAUAAAAUGGAUAAUCAUAAUGAGGAUCCGGGUAUUAGUGUGACAGACGGAUUUAUUGAGGAUGUGUAUGACGCUAAGCAAAUUCUAUUGAAAUCAAUGAUCGCUGAAGUUGGUGAAAGGAAUGUCCGUGAAGUAUGGAAGAUUAUAGAUAUGCGACCUGAGAAUAAACACAUACAUUUCGUGGUAGUAGUCGAUCCUAUUUCAUAUCUUUGUUCAUGCAUGUUUAAUAUAUCUCGUGGCAUUGUCUGUCGUCAUUAUUUCCGAGUAAUGAUGAUUUCAACAGUCGCAGGGUUUCACAUUCAGAUGGUACCUUCGCGGUGGUAUACCGAUAAUCAGAAAGAUAAGGAUGUAGUCAUGGAAGCUUGUUGUUUUGCAAAUCAAGAAGCUGUACAAAAUUGUUCGGGCGCGGUACUUACACCAAAUCCUUCAACCAUACCUAAGACUGUUACUAGCAUUCUACGUCGUGCGGUACAGAAAAAAGCUAAAUAUGGAGAAGUGUGGGGACUUGCACGACAAGCGGCUCAACUUGCUAUCGAACAGGAUAAUUAUGGUGAGAUGGUAGGAUGGCUGAGACAGUUUAUUAAUCGACAAAAAGCAACAAUGGCUAUACCAACUGGAUCAGUGCGAAAUCGAGAUCUUUUGGAGGAUGAAAUUCACAAA